Tuber aestivum (summer truffle) is the source of this 1619-nucleotide messenger RNA. NCBI's taxonomy places the organism in Eukaryota, Fungi, Ascomycota, Pezizomycetes, Pezizales, Tuberaceae. The record is from the annotation of a GenBank genome assembly.
CGCAGGGUAUCAUUAUAACAUUGCAAUUUUGGAGGCGAUCAAUUGAGCUUUCUUCCCCUCCCCCCGCGUACCCGUAGUCUAUUAUCUACCUUCGUUCCCUCCCCUUCUACGGAUAUAUCUCUUCCUACAGUCUUAGACAAAGGCCAUCGGACUCCGCAAAGCAAAGAUGCCAGACGUAUUCGCAGUUCCAGGUAACCGUCUCCAUGCCCUCUCCCUUAUCCCUACCCAUGAAUCACCCCAUUACAAUACCCCAUAUUUCACGUGCAUCCCCAUCUGCAAGUCCUCGGGACCCAAUCAGAAACAUACCUCUUCCAAACGGACAGCGGCUCACAAACCACAGUAUUCUUUGUAGUCUUCCGCGAAACAAUUGAAGCCGGAAUUAUAGUCUCCGUCCUCCUCGCAUUCAUCAAGCAGACCUUAAGCGCAGAUGAUGAAGCAACCUACAAACGCCUGACCCGCCAAGUCUGGAUCGGUCUCUUCGCUGGUCUUUUCAUAUGUCUCGUGUUAGGGGCAGCAUUCAUUGGUGCAUUCUAUACUAUUGGCAGGAACUUCUGGGAGCAGGGUGAAGACCUUUGGGAAGGGAUAUUUUGCCUGCUGGCUUGUAUCAUUAUCACUGUUUGCCCCCCAUCUCCGUUCCAAGCCGUCCACAGCCCAACCAAGUAGAGAAGAGAGCUGACUAUGGAUAGGUAAUGGGUGCCGCAAUCCUCCGCAUCUCCAAACUUCGUGAAAAAUGGCAAGUCAAGAUAGCCGAAGCCCUCGAGCUGAAAAAGAGCCGAACCCUCGGCUCGUGGACGAAAAAGUACGUUAUGAUAAUCCUUCCCUUCAUAACCGUAAUCCGUGAGGGCCUAGAAGCUAUUGUCUUCGUUGGUGGAGUUUCACUUUCUGCGCCGGCUAGCGCGUAUCCUUUGCCGGUUGUUGUUGGUAUGGUGGCUGGGAUUGCAAUUAGUUGGGGGAUUUACCGCGGGGGGGAUUCAAUAAGGAUUCAGUGGUUUUUAAUUGCAAGCACCAUGUUGUUGUAUUUGGUUGCGGCAGGGUUGGGAUCUAGAGCGGUUUGGAAAUUCGAGAUGUAUGAGGUUGGUAUUCUGGUUCGUAUCACAGAGACAGGGCACUAAACAUGAGUAGUUCAAAAAACUUGUUGGAGGUGAUGUGGGUGAGACCGGCUCAGGCCCUGGGUCGUAUGAUAUCAGAAAGACAGUCUGGCAUGUCAACUGCUGUUCGCCGGGUGCUGGAGGCGGUGCCGGGUGGGGUAUUUUCAAUGCUAGUAAGCUCCCAUUUGCCCCGAUCCAGCCCUUGUGCUAAUUCAAAAGUCCUCGGAUGGCAAAAUAGCGCUACAUAUGGCUCCGUCCUUUCGUAUAACGUCUACUGGAUUGUAGUUUCUCUGGGGUUUAUGUUGAUGAUGUUCCACGAGAAAAGGGGGCACUACCCGCUCAUGAAAGCCCCGGCUUCUGACCGUGCUCCGGCGGAGGGCUCGGAUAGUGGUGAUGGGGGUGUCAUGGCCGGGGACACCCUGGGGGAGAAAGUGGCGCCAACUGCUGAAGUCAAGGUCACGGAUAAUGUUUGAUCAUGUACUGUUCCGUAUAUAGGAAAGAGUGUGAAAUGGAAAACUUUUUAUGAUCGAU